AUGGCUGAAGCGGUAGCAGCGCUAUACGCCGUCGAGACGGCUGUCGAAGGUGCUGCCGUCGGAGCAGUUGCACUGGCACAAUCAACUGCGCCGCUGCAUUUGAGUUUCCGCAAGAUCCAGUCUCCAACACAGGGACGAGGACUUGCUAGAUCGGGCCACACGGUCAAUGUUGUCAGGGGUAAGGUAUAUCUCAUAGGGGGUGAUGGUCAAAAUGGUGAAGAUGGAACGAUAGCCACAUUGACCUUGCCGGUCGCGUCGUCCACGGGGGGAGAAGGGACUUUGGAACCGCAGGACUUCCAGAUCGUGAGUCCGGAGUUCAAGAGUUUGGAGCGUCCGCUAGCUCGGCAAACGCUGUCUGGAGCAGAUGGCUCUCGAGGAGGAGACUUCAACAGAAUAGGGCAUUCCUCGACUGCGAUUGACGACAAGCUAUUCGUAGUCGGCGGUGGGAGCUCCUCUGGCGGGUCUGCCCAUUCGCUCGACAAAUUCGUUGUUUUCGACACCUUGACCAGCAGCUACAGCAUUCUGGAGGCUGAUAUAUCGAGUUGUGUCGAUGGAAUACCUCCACCGCGAACAAAUCACUCCGCAACUGCCUCGCCAUUUCCAACACCGAGUUCAUUACCAGACGGUCCCACGGUCGACGCCCACGGAACAGUCUUCAUCCACGGCGGACGUUGCACUGAUGUGGACACCAGUCAUUUUAAAACGCUGCGAGAUACGUGGGCCUUCGAUAUUGGCACGCGGGUUUGGGCGAAACUCCCAGAUAUCCCAGACCCUUGUCCAUUGGAAAUCGCUGGUGAAGGCCGGAUCGUCAACGUCAAUAAUAGACUCUGGAGACUCGGGGAUGGGUUUGGGAGAGUCAUGUAUAUUGACCUCAAUGGAAGUCAUUCCUCUGGUGCUGGAUCACAGAUAAGCAUCGCUCUCAAGACUGGUGUCAAGUGGGAGGUGGUCAACUUUGGGACGGAAGCCACGGAUGGUGCCUCUCAAGGCAAGAUGUCCUCCGAACCCGCCACCACCUCGAGUCAGCCGGUCUCACUGCCCCUACCUAGAGUUUCCAGUGGGGUUGUCCCCAUCACAACAGGAUCGGGUCGAGAACACCUAAUUUACUUCAUGGGCCGAGACAGUGUGAUCGGACCUCUUGACGACUUCUGGUCCUUCCAGAUUGAUGCUGACAAGAACACUGCUGCAAGUGUCAAGGACAAGAUUAGAGAUGCAGUUGCCGCUAACUCAACUAGCUCUUGGAAGUCUGGGAGGCACACCUGGGCAAAGUGCGAACAGAAGAAGGAGGAAAAGCAGGAGAGCAGAGAUGCGGUUGCUAUGUGGCCACCAGGGCUGUAUGACUUUGGGAGCGAUGUCUGGUCAGAUCAGGGCAGGGACGUCUUCUUGAUCUGGGGAGGAAAGAAUCGCGGUCACGAAGGCAGUCAGGAGGAAGUGGUUGAUGGAGGGUGGGUGGUAACGGUCAAAUGA
Exophiala aquamarina CBS 119918 is the source of this 1464-nucleotide messenger RNA. RefSeq lists its product as uncharacterized. NCBI's taxonomy places the organism in Eukaryota, Fungi, Ascomycota, Eurotiomycetes, Chaetothyriales, Herpotrichiellaceae. The transcript has a single exon. The record is from RefSeq and is a predicted model, not a curated record. The coding region runs from base 1 to 1464 and encodes 487 amino acids. Gene Ontology annotation, molecular function: protein binding.